Scatophagus argus is the source of this 2534-nucleotide messenger RNA. Its product is annotated as izumo sperm-egg fusion protein 1. Gene Ontology annotation, cellular component: acrosomal membrane; plasma membrane. Gene Ontology annotation, biological process: fusion of sperm to egg plasma membrane involved in single fertilization; heterotypic cell-cell adhesion; sperm-egg recognition. The transcript is spliced from 10 exons. The record is from RefSeq and is a predicted model, not a curated record. The coding region runs from base 507 to 1448 and encodes 313 amino acids. Lineage: Eukaryota; Metazoa; Chordata; Actinopteri; Scatophagidae. Gene Ontology annotation, molecular function: protein binding involved in heterotypic cell-cell adhesion; signaling receptor binding.
UACACUACAGAUGGCUAACGUAAAUCUACAAGAGCUUUCCGGUUUGUUUUCUGUCAGUCAAACACAAAGCAGAGAUAAAAUGGAUACUCCUAUUUUUAAACGAUCGUCUGUGCAGUUUGGUUUUCUGGAAGACGGUUGCCCAUAGAAACAAUUCAAAUAUCAAACAUAAUUCGCAUUAUUUUAACUUUUUUGUUUGCUUGCUUUUAUUAAUCUCAAGCUAUAAAAAUAUUGCGGUUAUAGUAUGUAUAGCUGCAUUGUUUGUAAUUAACUGGCUGUCCUUGUCCCUGUCCUUUGAGGGACUUUGACCCUUUUCUUUACAUUGUGCACGUUAUAAUAGCAACAGGCCCGGGCUGCGUACCAAAUCACCUGCCGCAGGAGCAAGACUGCCUGUUGUGACGAAACUACAGAGGAGAGAGCACCCAGUACAGAACCUGCAUUGGCUGAAAACUCACACCAGGCAAAGUGACUCAUCCUGAUGUGCAGGAAACUGGGGGUGCAGAGGAGAGAUGAUGCUCGUAUUGGUGUCCCUGCUCUGCACUGUCCCUUCAGUCAAGGCCUGUCUGCAGUGUGACCGCAGGAUCAGGCGCCUGCUUGAGGACUUCAUCCUGUCUGCAUCCACCGUGGACAACCAAAUUGAAAUGAAAAGGAUUUGCGACCAUGCCUAUGUGACCUACAAAGAGACGAGCAGAGAACGAAAAGGAGUCAUUGAUCCCACCACUUUGUACAGAGCCAGGAGUGAGUACCAGAGUGAAUUUCACCGCUUCUUGAAAACUCAGCACACUGGAUCAGAAACAUUUGAAGCCAUUCAGAUCAUGGAGAAGGGCAGGAAGAUCUUAGAGAAGCACUUGGACACAUUCAUCCGUGAUGGAUUGUGCCCUAACAAGUGUGGGCUUUUGAGACAAAGAGUAAUGGAUUGCUUCUCCUGCCACUACAAGACUUAUAUCUGUCCCUCACCCUCUGGCCAGCAGGAUUGUGGUGAGUACCCAGUACAGGCUGAGGAGGGAGGCCAGGCAGUGCUGAACUGUUUUGUCCCAUGGCAUCGCCUUCUAUUGGGAAGACCAGAGUACCACUACUCCUGGGCCGCUGGUGUGCCAGGAAGUGAAAAGGUCACUCUGACUUCAAAGCUGAACGAGCAGGACUUCAAAGCCUUGGUAGUGACAGAUGACUCAUCUGUGAUCUUAAAUCAACUGCAUGUGGCUGAACAAGGAACAUAUCGCUGCUCUCUGCAGAGCCGAAAUGGAACCGUCUUCUACCGAGUCACUUUUCUACUCACUGUUGUGCCUUUGCCUCACCAAACUCACCGUUCCAUCAUCAGUCUUCCUCCCCUGCCUUAUGGAGACAACUACUCACCUUUUAAACCCACUGAGGGCCUGCUGGUGCCAGUCACGACCAUGGUUACUGCUCUGAGUCUGGCAGCGAGCGUAGGCCUCACAGUUGUCCUGGGGUGAGAGUCAACUGAUGAUAUGUCGGAGGAGAACUGCCACGGAGCCAAGAAGAAGGAGGAAGGAGGACAAAACCACAGAAAACACUGUGUGAUGCAGAUGCUGUAUGCAGUAAAUACACAGCUUAAUAACAGGAAUGUUGUUCUCAGUUCAGUUUGGACAUUUCUCUCUGUGGUUAAAUAAAUUUCCCAACGCAAAAAGCUAAGUCGAGCCAAGAAAUUACAGGGAAACACGUGUGAGCUACAUGCAAAUGUGAAUGAAAAAAGUUCAGACCUCACUGACUGACAAACAAAAAAGUUUGUGGUCUAAUAAAAACAAACACACACUAAAUCCCAGAAACCACUCAGUUUUCCGUAACAUUAAGCACAGGCUCACCAGCACACACCAAUGAUCUGACCCCAGAACAGACACGCUCCCCGUGAAUGGAGUGAUGGAGUCGUCACGUGGGUUUUUAUGAGAGGAAUCAGGGAUGAGGUCAAUCUCCUGGAUUACAGUGGGGUUUUUUUUUUACAGAUUAAUAGCCCCAGCCAUCCAAUUAAUCCUGGAUAAUCCCCUCUGUGUGUUUGUGUGUCUGUGGAGGGGGGUAGAAGACAGCAACAGAUGUUUUCAUCAGGGUUUCUCCUAAUAUUAAUUCACCCAUGUUUUCAUUCAGACAGACCGAGUAAAGGCGAACUUUUGACUACUAGCAAUGCUGUUAUCAUUCUGAAGUCACUGUUUUCUUGCAACACCAUCACCAGACAUUUUGUCAUGAUCUCCACCACCUCCCCCUCAUCAACUCACGAGUCAUGUUUUUCCUUACUGUUGACUUUGUUCGUCUUUCUUGUGCUAUCGUAAGCACAAGGCUCACUCUCAGUAUAAGAAUCUUCCCGUAAGAGGACAGUAAUAAUUCUUAAUCAUCAACAACAAGUACACACCCAUGCCUUAUCCAAGCCAGGUUAUUCUCGGCUGCUUCUUUGCCAACCAUAACACUCUGAUUUGCUAACACGGGAAAGACAACGAAACACUUGAGCCAAUUGAAAAUGAAAGCAAGUGACUGAUUAGUUAUGAGUCACCACAUCCAGGAAAUAAAUAACCAAGUCACCUCUGAAAUCU